Closterium sp. NIES-67 is the source of this 1635-nucleotide messenger RNA. Lineage: Eukaryota; Viridiplantae; Streptophyta; Zygnematophyceae; Desmidiales; Closteriaceae. The record is from the annotation of a GenBank genome assembly.
CCUGAAUAGUUGUCAGUUCAAAGCGGUGAACUCUUGGGUCAUUCGAGACUUGCAAUCGAGACUUCACAUUCCUCUCACUCACGAUUUUACAAAAACAGGCUUCGCAACCCGUAUUCGCUGCUUGACAAAUCGGUGCGUAAUAUUCUACUCGUCCGUGUUACGAGCGAGUGUAAGCCGCUAUCGCCUUAAUCGACUUCACGCUCACCAUCAUCGUUACCAUCGCGUUCAGAUUUGUAAACACGACGCAGGUCGAGCAUUUAGACGAUGGCGAGACCAGUCAAUCCUUCCCAGAGCUACUCGUCGUCAGAGAGCGCCGCAGUGAUGGCAAUAGCUGCUUUCGUCGACCCUCUCUCAGCCAUCACUCGUAAAGCAGUUUCAGGCCCUCUCGCCUCAGUGCAACAGCAACAGCAACAACAGCGGCUGUGCGCGUCUGGCCCGCUAUUCCCUGAGGCUCGACUCGCUGUUUCCUCUUACGACCACGCCGCGAAUCAGCAAACGCAACAACUACAGCACCUCGCGGGCCCCGCGUCUUCUUUCGCGACAACGCCGCUCGCGGAGCUGUGGUGGGGGGUUGCGCCCUCCGCGGACGCCAUGGCCGUGGCGGAUGCAGUAUGGGGCGCGCACGCCGCGCAACACCAGGCAACUCUUGCGCCUCAUCCCGCUUCCCCCUCUUUCGCUCCCCCCUCGAACGCUCCCGUUGAAGGCACGGUAGCUGGCGCGGGAUGCUGGGAGUGGGCGGAAGCGGGGGCGAUGGCGGCGGUGGAAGACGAGGAAGAAGUAUCUUCAACUUACCGGGGAGACGACUCGUGCCCAAACACUCCCGGGUGCAACGGCGACUAUCCCGCUGCUUUUGCUGCUGCUAUCGCAAGCGGUUACGACUGCGGAAUCGUCAGUCCAACGGCGUUACCACCCGUGGCUGGCUUUCACGACGGCGCGGUUACAAUAGCGAAGUGCGUGUGUGGUGGGGAUGGGUACAGUAGCGCGCGGUGUCUAUGUGCGAUGGGCGUGCCGCAUCUCGCGGUGCCGCAAGGUUUCGACGUGGAGGGGUGGACGACGAGCUGCGACAGUGACAUGGACGACGACGUCGCCAGCGUCGAAGGCGACGAGGAGGGAAGCUGGGGGGAGAGCGAGUGCGGGCCGUGCGGGGAGGCUUCGCCGGGUGGCGGUGAUAGCUGGUGGUUAGGAUCUAGCACAGAUUGCGGGAGCAGCGCGUGUGGCGGCGGCUCAUGCGCUGUGGCCUGCUGAGGAAACGAAGCAUGCGAAUAAAGGAGUUCUAAGUUAGAGAGAGGGAGGCAACGGGCUCCAGUGAAACGCUGUCGCUCGUUCGCUUCUCCCUCACGUUACAAUCGUUCUUUUCAUCUCCUCGAGUCGCUGGCACACAUCGUUUCAGCGCUCGUAGCGGAUCCGUCGCUGAUGGAUGGGGGUCAUAGUGCAUGAUAAGCCGUGCACGCAGGAGAAACGAGCUAAGGAGCUGCCCUGGGUUUCUCCACUGUGGCUCUCUAGGUUCACAGCAGGAUUCCAAUGGUUUAUUGGAGUCCUUGGUUUCGUAUAUGCUUCAUGGUGGCUCCUUUGCACACUCGUUGUAUAACUCAAAAAACAAGAAAAAACACUUGUGGUUGAACUAGAAAUGAUUUA